GUUCUUAGAGGGGUUAGCGUUAGUUCUAGUUAGAGACGCUUCUAUAUAAUUCAGACUACCAAUCAACAUUCAGGACGUGGUUCUACUUGGAACUAGAAGGAUCCAAUUGGGAUUUCACUUUGAUUUGUGAUCGAGCUAGAGAUUACGCAUCAUUCAAUACUUGUGAGUCCUUUAUUGUUCCGUGGAUUGAAAAAUUCCCAUGUUUUUGCGCAUUAGUCCUUCUUCGUGCUCCUACAAUCAUUUCCUCGAGAAGGUGGAGUAGAGCUCGCCCUUCACUUGGACUGUCGUUCUUCCCAUCUUCUCGCUUCAUCUACUGCUGCAAGCACUCGUGCGUGGUUCACUCUACUCCUAAAAGAAAACGGCACGACACGACGACUAUCAACAUUAUUGACUGCUUGGGACCAGCGACAACAUCAGCACAUCGGAAAGCAUGAAUGAAGCGCCGGACAGGUGGUAAUACUGACGAAGGUCAACUUGACUCGCGUCAACUUUGCGACGCGGGCAAGAUGAUCCAACUGGUAGGCAAGUCGAUGAAAGGCGGGUCGGCGCCGUCGAGUAGUAAAGCCUAUGACAUUGACAGUGCGAUAGGAGAAAGGGAGGAUACUGAACUUGUCAAUGCAGGAGCUUUUGAUGACGAUGACGAUGAUGACACCAGCAACAUAAUUAAGCCUAGCGCUAUGGCAUCCUCAAGCUCAACUACAUCCUUGGCUCUUGGUCGUGUUCUACUCUAUUACAAUAGAAGACGCCAAGGAUGCUCUCAAGGAUGCCAACGCGGUAGAACCUCUAACCUAGAGGGCGGGGGAAGCAGGACUGACGCAGACUCUGCUUCAACAGAACCACCACCUCCGAGCGUAGCAGCGAUCGUAGGGUGUAUGAUGCUCAAUUUUUGGAGUGCGGUCGGGAUUAUAUGGGUCAACAAAUGGAUCAUGAAUCAUGGGUGGACAUGGGCUUCAAUAUUAACGUGGAUGCACUUCGUUGCGAGCUUUAUAGGAUUGGAGAUAUCAUGGAGGUAUCUAUUCGUUGUGAAAAUAAACUGGACAUUGCUCUUAAUAUCCUCUUACAACAAAGAUGAACCUCCUUUCUCUGAAAUCUGAUUUAGAGUGUGCUCCUCCACUAGGACUGAUGUCCUCAAAAAUGAUCCUUUCAGAACACAACUACCACUCAUCAGAACACUUGGCUUAUUCGAGCCAAAGGAGACCAAACUGAUGAAGGUGGUCCCUCUCUGUGCGUCCUUCAUCGCUUUCGUUGUUUUUAACAACCUGUCAUUGCAGUACAACACAGUGGGGAUAUAUCAGCUACUGAAAGUGCUGAUGACCCCUGUAGUAGUGGUACUCCAAUUUUGCAUGCAUGGGACAUUGCUCACGUUCUGGCAGACCGUUUCGCUGAUUCCGAUUUGCGUUGGAGUGUCUUUGGCAACGGUUUCAUUUAUGAAGAUGCGAAAGUCAGCUUCUUUGACUUAACAGUCCUAAUCAAUAGUAAUUUCUGUGUCUCAUUUAUGAUGCGAAAGUAAAUACGACGAGUUCCACCUGUAAAGUCAAAUUCUUCGUGAUCGUGAUCAUAUUUCGUAUCGGUUCAUGCUUCCUCCUCGUUCUCGUCCUUGUCACAGCACAUGCCCCUUUCAUACUACCUCUUGAAGUGAACGGUUUGACUGGAGUCUUUUUCGGCGUGAUGGGCAUAUUCUCCACGAGCCUCUAUCAGAUCUGGGUCAAAUCAAAACAGUCGGAUUUGCAGCUGAACCCCUUCCAGCUGUUGCACCAUCAAAGUUUCCUUUCGAUGUGGAUGCUGGCGCCUCUAGCUUUUUAUGUGGAUAGGUCACUUCUCUUCUGCCUCCAGGACUAUGCUAUGAGCACACUUGGAGACCCAGUCUGCGCGGACAAAGUCAUACGGCCACUCUGUAUUUCUUCUACUUUGGGUAACUUCUGAUAGGCGUUACAACACGUUUACGUUGUACAAAAUCGAUGUGUAAAUUAUACUCACCUCAAUAUUAUUAACAUCUUGGUAGUUAUUCUCAUCGGUAAUCUUCAAACAGCAAAUUCUUCCUCUCCUCCGACCUUUGUCGUUUACAAACGAAUCUUGCAAUCUCUCUACCUACCAGCCGAUCCCUUUUUCCUUGCCGGUGUCGGAACGAGCUGUUGUCUUGCAUACCUGGUGAACCUGAGUACUUUCCUAGUCAUCGGCAAGACGAGUCCGGUCAGCUAUCAAGUACUCGGCCACUCAAAACUCUUCGUGAUCAUGCUCUCAGCGUUCCUGAUGUUUGGAGACAUACCUUCCCCACAAAACAUCGGUGGUUGCGUCAUGGCAUUGCUGGGCAUCUUCUGGUACACGUACCUCAAAAUGUAGUAGACGAAAACGUGCAGGAGAGGAGCGGGAGUAGUAAAAACACAUAGUUCCUCAACUAUGACAGCAGCAGCAGCACUGUGAAAAAAACGAUAAGCGUCAUCUCCAUCACCAUGCCGUUACUGGAGAAGAGCUUUGCUGUAAAAGGCGAAGCAUAGACAAUAGACGAAAAUUUUCUGUAGAAGCAGGUAAUUAUACUAAUAUUUAUACAUAAUGUUCUUGGUCGUGGAUGUGAACAGCGGGAACGACAUGAUACCUUUGUACUUCCAAUUCUAGAAAGAUUGAUUUGAUGUCAUUCGCCUUCAAGCAGAUAGUACUUGCACUUUUUCGUCAUUUUCAUUCUAACGAUUACAGCUCGCUAAAACAGUCUUCGCUUCUCAACAUUGUCUUGCCCGCGGGCAUGUCACGAAUAGGUAGAAACUCUCUUACUAGAACUACAACUUUGUCCUUACCACGUAAGUACAUAUAAUUUCAACUUCAACAACAUGUGAAUUUCAAAUUCAAACUUCCGUGUGAUCGACACGACAGUAGUAUCUGUACCAUGGAGAUGGACAAUGACCGUCCUUCUGGCUUCGCCAGCGAUAUGAAGUCCAC
Molecule: messenger RNA, 2931 nt
Organism: Amoebophrya sp. A25
Lineage: Eukaryota; Dinophyceae; Syndiniales; Amoebophryaceae
Source: the annotation of a GenBank genome assembly